AUGGCCAUUAAUAAUGGCAAAUGGGAAAUAUUUUCAAAAUAUGCAAAGUUAUUUGAAGAUAAACAUCCUGAAGUUGAGGUGAAGCUAAUGGUUUUGUCAAGAAGAGUGGUAGCGAGUUACCGGCAAGGUUGUCUUUCCAAAGCACGUCUCUUGUUUGAUGAUUAUGAUAAACUUUUAUCGAAAGCAAACGAUAUCUUGAUUUUCGAAGUGAUUUAUUUGUGUUUGAAAGCAGCUUUAAAGCGUGCGGAAAAGGAACUCGAAGCUGCUAGGGAAUUAUUGAAAAGUGCUUUGUUAAAGGCGGACCAGUUAACACCAGGGAUUAUUACAGCAGUGCCAUUAUUAUUCGUGGCAAUGAAUCAAAACUCUGGACUAAAUGAGAAUGGACCAUCGUCUGCCGAACUUUCUAGGAAG
This is a messenger RNA of Paramuricea clavata, 411 nucleotides long. The record is from the annotation of a GenBank genome assembly. Lineage: Eukaryota; Metazoa; Cnidaria; Anthozoa; Malacalcyonacea; Plexauridae.